This is a messenger RNA of Hyla sarda, 4365 nucleotides long. It is a transcript of the gene ADAM9, whose product is annotated as ADAM metallopeptidase domain 9. The record is from RefSeq and is a predicted model, not a curated record. The transcript is spliced from 27 exons. Gene Ontology annotation, molecular function: metalloendopeptidase activity. The coding region runs from base 553 to 3870 and encodes 1105 amino acids. Gene Ontology annotation, biological process: proteolysis. Gene Ontology annotation, cellular component: plasma membrane. NCBI's taxonomy places the organism in Eukaryota, Metazoa, Chordata, Amphibia, Anura, Hylidae.
AGGACCAGGUCCUGUACCGGGACACUACAGGCAUUUAACCCUUUAAAAUCACCAGUUACUUAUAAAAAAAAAGCUAAAAAUGUAUAUAGUUGGCAAGGUUGGCACCUGUUUUCCUGCCAAUCCACAGUUUGAGCCAGGCUGGAUGCAGUUGGUUAUUAUGGAGGGGCCCUUACUCUUUCUAUUUCCACACUCAGAUUUACUACAGAGGAAUAAGAGGAUAAAAAGUUUAUUUGUCAUAGUAAUGUAUAAGAAACUGGACGAAGAAGAAACCAACUUCAGCCUCAUGUUGGGUUGAGUGCAGUGUGUGUCACUACUUCGGGAGAAGUGAGGCAGGAUCAUCAUCAUCAUCAUCAUCAUCAUCAUCAUCAUCCUCCACCUAUGGAGGGGGGACAGCCAGAGGAAUUGAGGUCACAAACUGGGGGUAACUUUAGGGGGCGGAUCAGUAAAAAGAAUAGAUUGUAUAUAUAGUAGAGUGAUUGCAGCUCUGGAGUAGAGAGUGCUGCACUAUGCAUCAGUGAUCCGGAGGGGGAGACUGCAGUGUAUACAUCAGCUAUGGCUGCCACCCUCUACUCUGGGAUUGUCCUGCUCACCACCUGCUGUCUGGUCCUAGGCCUGGACCCAUCGUCGUUUCUUAAUUCUUAUGACAUUAUAAUACCCCAGAAACUGACUCGGCUGAGAAGAGAUGCAUCUGGCUCCUUGAAGGAGGGCCUUUCUUACGUCAUCCAUGCAGAAGGCAAGAAACAUAUAUUACAUCUUGAACAACACAGAGAUUUAUUAGCCAAAGAUUUCACAGUCUAUACAUAUGCAGAAAAUGGGACCAGACUGGCGAGCCCGCUUCACAAGCAGGACCUGUGCCAUUACCAGGGCUAUGCAGAAGGAUAUCCUGAGUCCCGGGUAGCCAUCAGCACUUGCUCAGGUCUAAGGGGCCUACUACACCUGAGUAAUGGAAGCUAUGGCAUCGAGCCCCUUCAGCCGUCUUCCAACUUUCAACACCUUAUUUAUCGCCUUGAAGAUGUGAAGCAGGAGCCGAUGGUGUGCGGAGUAUCCAGUCCAGAAGAGGGUCAUGAGAGUCAGCACAACCACUCUCCCAGCAUGACUAAACUACUGCGCCGGAAGAAGCGGGCCAUCCUGACCCAGACAAGAUAUGUGGAACUGUUCCUGGUUGUGGACAAGGAAAGGUUUGACAUGCUGGGACAGAACGCCACCGCCGUGCGAGCCGAGAUGGUGGAGCUGGCCAAUUACCUAGAUAAUAUGUAUACUACGCUGAAUAUAAGAAUCGUCCUGGUGGGGCUGGAGAUCUGGACGACAAUGAACCACAUCAACAUUGACGGCUCAGCCGGAGAAGUGCUCACCCGUUUUGUGCAAUGGCGCGAGAAGCAACUCAUUCCGCGGCGCAGGCACGACAGUGCCCAGUUUGUUCUGAAGAGAGGAUUCGGUAGCAUAGCAGGAAUGGCCUUUGUGGGCACCGUCUGUUCCAGGAGCCAUGCCGGUGGAAUCAAUGUGUUCUCACAUCGGAAUGUGCCUUCUUUUAUUGAAAUUAUAGCUCACGAACUGGGACACAACCUGGGGAUGCACCAUGAUGACGGCCGAGGCUGUACCUGCUCUACCAUGUAUUGCAUCAUGAACUCCGGAGCCUCAGAUUCUAAAAACUUCAGUAGCUGCAGUGAAGAUGACUUUGAGAGGUUAAUACUUAACAAUGGUGGACGCUGCCUCCUGAAUGUGCCCCGGCCAGAAGAGUCCUACACCGCCCCCUUCUGUGGGAACAGAUUGGUGGACCCAGGGGAGGAGUGCGACUGCGGAAAUGAAAAGGAAUGUGAGAAGGAUCCCUGUUGCCAGUUUGGGACGUGCAAGCUGCGCUCGGGAGCUGAGUGUGCAAAUGGUGCCUGCUGCCAAAACUGCCGGUUUUCCCCUGGUGGUACCGUGUGCCGAGCUGUGUCCAACGAAUGUGAUCUCCCUGAAUAUUGCAAUGGCUCUUCUCCUUACUGCCAGCCGGAUGUAUUUAUUCAGAACGGAAGCCCAUGCCAAAGUGGCCAAUCCUACUGCUACAAUGGCAUCUGCCAGUUUUACGAUGCCCAGUGCCAAGUUAUUUUCGGACCAAAUGCCAAGGCGGCUGCUCCGAUUUGUUUCCAAAAUGUCAACUCCAAAGGUGACCGAUUCGGGCACUGCGGUCAUUGGGGCAACCCAUACAAGUCCUGUGAAUCACGAAAUGCACAGUGUGGAAAGUUACAGUGUGAAAAUGUAAACGUCAUGCCUGUCUUUGACAUCGAGCCAUCCAUUAUUAAGACCACAGUCCAAGGUGUCACAUGCUGGGGAGUGGAUUUCCAACUUGGUACCGAUGUUCCUGAUCCUGCUAUGGUCAAUGAGGGCACCAAGUGUGCAGAAGGCAAGGUCUGUAGGGACUUCCAGUGUGUUGAUGCUUCAUACAUGGGUUAUGACUGUGAUGUACAAAAUAAAUGUGGCGGUAAUGGGGUGUGUAACAGCAAUAAGAACUGUCACUGUAAUGACGGCUGGGGCUACCCAGACUGCAAGGACAAGGGUUAUGGUGGAAGCGUGGACAGCGGGCCUACGUACAAUGAUAAAGACACUUCUCUCAGGGAUGGGCUGCUUAUCUUCUUUUUGUUGGUCUUACCUCUCUUGGCACUUGGAGCAUUUGUGUUUUUCCGAAGAAACGAACUGAAGAAGAAAUUCUGUGGUAGAAGAAGAUCACACGGGACAUCCCACGAUGGUAACAGAGAGAAAUCCAUGAAUGUCCCCGGCAGAGCCGGUCCAACAGCCGGAGGGCUGAGAAAUGCACCCAACAAUGUACCAGGUAGAAGUGGUGUUUCGGCAGGUGCUCCACGGAAUGCAUGGCAAAUGCUAGCAACCAGGCUUCUCCCUAAUACAAGACCACAGAGAAAUCUGCCAAAUGUACCACCAGGCGGGGGCCCUGCAGCGAAUGCACCUCCCAGGAAUGUGCCACCUAUAGGACCCAACAGAAAUAUCCCCCCAUCAUCUUAUGAAAGUUCCUACCAACCGUAUAAAGUUGCUGUCUCAACAUAUGCAGUAAGACAACCUCAGCAUACACCGUCUAGGACAUCCCACGAUGGUAACAGAGAGAAAUCCACGAAUGUCCCCGGCAGAGCCGUUCCAACAGCUGGAGAGACGAGAAAUGCACCCAACAAUGUACCAGGUAGAAGUGGUCUCUCGGCAGGUGCUCAACGGAAUGUAUGGCAAGUGCUAGCAACCAGGCUUCUCCCUAAUACAAGACCACAGAGAAAUCUGCUAAAUGUACCACCAGGCGGGGGCCCUGCAGCGAAUGCACCUCCCAGGAAUGUGCCACCUAUAGGACCCAACAGAAAUAUCCCCCCAUCAUCUUAUGAAAGUUCCUACCAACCGAAUAAAGUUGCUGUCUCAACAUAUGCAGUAAGACAACCUCAGCAUACACCGUCUAGGACAUCCCACGAUGGUAACAGAGAGAAAUCCACGAAUGUCCCCGGCAGAGCCGGUCCAACAGCCGGAGAGACGAGAAAUGCACCCAACAAUGUACCAGAUAGAAGCGGCGUCUCGGCAGGUGCUCCACGGAAUGCAUCGCAAAUGCAAGCAACCAGGAUCCCCCCUAAUACAAGACCACAGAGAAAUCUGCCAAAUGUACCACCAGGCGGGGGCCCUGCAGCGAAUGCACCUCCCAGGAAUGUGCCACCUAUAGGACCCAACAGAAAUAUCCCCCCAUCAUCUUAUGAAAGUUCCUACCAACCGAAUAAUGUUGCUGUUCCAACAUAUGCAGUAAGACAACCUCAGCAUACACCGUCUAGGCCUCCGCUUCCCCACCAAAGAGAUACCGCACAUCCCAACAUCGCCCCAGCACGCCCCCCGCCUGCCCCUCCGGUAUAACGCUGCUUUCUGCGUAGCCUUUCUAUCUGACUUUAUUACUAGGUACAUCCGUGUUUCCAAGAGACACAACUUUUUCUCAUGCUUGGGAGACAAUAAAAGAGAUUGCUAUCCAGAACCAUGAAGCUUAAGCCUUAAGAUCUGCGGUGCUCGGGAUUUACAGCACAGUUAUAGAAUUCUCUGUUUACAGCGCGAGACUUCUGAAACCUAAUAGACAUUGGCUGUGAACAAAUAGAAUUUUGAAGGAUUUUGCAAGAAAGAAGAUUGUAACAAAGUUUUUUUUGAGCCACAGAACAUCCUCUCCUCUGUAUAUGACCCCAUACUGGGCCAUGUUUGAUGUCACGCUAUGUAUUCCCCAUAAACAUCCGCUUGAUUUCUUCGCUUUUCCCACACUGGAUUUUCAGUCCUCUUCUUAGCUUCAUCCUAUGCAGAGAGAUGUGUCUCCAUGGUAACUGACUACAGACAAACCCUGCGUAGUCCGAUUCUGCAGUCACGUCC